This is a messenger RNA of Didymella exigua CBS 183.55, 951 nucleotides long. RefSeq lists its product as uncharacterized. The coding region runs from base 210 to 494 and encodes 94 amino acids. Lineage: Eukaryota; Fungi; Ascomycota; Dothideomycetes; Pleosporales; Didymellaceae. The record is from RefSeq and is a predicted model, not a curated record. The transcript has a single exon.
GGACAUGGCGUUUUUUAUCGUCCUAGUGUCUGGGACAAGAUGUUAUUUGUAGUCGAGUAGGAGCCUCGUCCGUAGCUUUCGGUUAUCACACCGUACAAACCGUGUCGCAGGCUUCCACCCGAGGUAGUAGUCUUCGGCCACUUGCGACAAUUGCAAAUCGUCCAUCUUUGAGUAUAUCUCGUCUCCCAUCCUCUUUGUUUGCCAACACAAUGGCUCCAAGAACAUUGUCACGACCAUCAUCACGAACUUCGUCCAUCUGCUCCUCAGAUACCAUGGCCUCCGUGUCAUCUCAGCAAUCUCAGCACCCAUACUUGACACCAGGACGAGCAUCCACCAUCACAUCGUGGACAUCCUCCAUCGAACGUAACCCCCAACGACGAUCUGCCUCAAACGAAGACGCCAUGUCUCGACAAGCUGCCAUUGAGGCUUAUCUACAACUCAAAGUCGCUCUCUUCUCAAAAGUUGCUUCUUCAACAUAUACCAGGUCUAGCUGAGCAUGUGCCUGAAACCACGGUGAUUUCGAUCACUGCUGUAAGCUCAUCGACUCGAAUGUUUCGACUCGAAGAAAGCGACAAUCUAAAUCGUCGCUACAGACAGGACACACUGCCGUGAGCAUGUCUUCGACGCACUGAACUCGCCGGCGAGUCAUGUUGAUGGACCAGCAUAUUUUUACGAUACCCAUAAUAUUGCAUCUCAGUUCGAUUUGGAGCUGGUGGCGUUGGACAUCAAGGUGUCGCGUUGUCGAGGUUCGCGGAGCUGGAUUUGGAAUUGUUUGACGGCGGCUUGACGUGUAAGCGUCGUAUUAGAUUGCUUGCUUCGCGCGCAUAGACACCUAUUUCUCAGUUAAAGAGCUUGUAGAGCCCCUGUCAGCACUUACAGCUCAAUGUAACGAACGUACUAAAGGCUUCGAAAAUUGCAAUAUUGAGUUGUUCUUGAUGUCUAUGGAACACU